This is a messenger RNA of Ilyonectria robusta, 1638 nucleotides long. RefSeq names its product thymidylate synthase/dCMP hydroxymethylase domain-containing protein. Gene Ontology annotation, biological process: dTMP biosynthetic process. Gene Ontology annotation, cellular component: mitochondrion; cytosol. Gene Ontology annotation, molecular function: thymidylate synthase activity. The record is from RefSeq and is a predicted model, not a curated record. Bases 22 to 1290 code for a protein of 422 amino acids. NCBI's taxonomy places the organism in Eukaryota, Fungi, Ascomycota, Sordariomycetes, Hypocreales, Nectriaceae. The transcript is spliced from 2 exons.
CCGGAUCUUUGGACAUGGGACAUGUACUGGACGUCCGAAGUACCGGCGGCGGCAGUCACACUAGGCCAGUUUCUGAGCAAACGUGAGCGGCCCCUGGCUUGGAAACCUGGACGUAAUUUCUACGUGGCCGGCAGCGGCAAAACUAUGGCCCGCCGACUCACAGCUGGGGCGCGUCAAGGUGGGGAUAGAGCGCGUGUGAUCGCGCCUGGACGCGUCGAGCGCCCAGAUCAAUUAAGGUCGGUCACACUCAUCAAUCAAACCGCCUCGAGGUCCGGCAUUCGAUUUACAUCAACCCCAACAAUGACGGCCUCGCAAACUAAUCCCGCUGCCCAGCCUUCAAACGGCUCGGCUCCUGUUGUCAACCAUGAAGAGCACCAGUACUUGGAUUUGGUGCGCGAGAUCCUCGAUAGCGGCGAGCGUCGACCGGACCGGACGGGCACCGGCACCUACUCGAUUUUUGCUCCUCGUCCCCUCAAGUUCUCCCUAAAUAAGAACGGCAACCCAGUCCUCCCCCUCCUCACCACCAAGCGUGUCUUCACACGAGCCGUCAUCGCCGAGCUCCUCUGGUUUAUCGAGGCAAACACCUCAUCCAAAUCCCUUAGCGAGGCUGGCAUCAAGAUCUGGGAUGGAAAUGGCUCCCGCGAGUUCCUCGACAACCUCGGCCUGACUCACCGUGAGGAGGGUGACCUUGGUCCUGUCUACGGUUUCCAGUGGCGACACUUUGGCGCCGAGUAUGUUGACUCCAAGACAGACUACACUGGACAGGGUGUCGACCAGAUUGCCGAACUCAUCCAUAAGCUGCGGACGAACCCCUACGACCGCCGCCUCAUCCUCACAGCCUGGAACCCGGCCGACCUCAAGAAAAUGGUCCUGCCACCCUGCCAUAUGUUUGCCCAGUUCUACGUCUCAUACCCACGCCAGAAGCGGGAUUCAGAGAACGGUGACGAGCCUAAGCCCCAGGGCCACCUGCACUGCCAGCUCUACCAGCGAUCUUGCGACAUGGGUCUCGGCGUGCCCUUCAACAUUGCGAGCUAUGCGCUGCUAACUCACAUGCUCGCGCAUGUCUGUGAGUUGGUUCCGGGAAGCCUCACCCACGUUAUGGGCGAUGCCCACGUCUACCUCGAUCACGUUGAUGCGCUCAACGUCCAGCUAGAGCGCGAGCCCCGCGAGUUCCCCGAGCUGGAGAUCUCGCGCGAGAAGGGAGCGAGCAUUGAUGGCUGGAAGGCAGAGGACUUUGUGAUCAAGGGCUAUGACCCUCACAAGACAAUUGCGAUGAAGAUGUCUGUAUGAGCAACGUUUUAAGAACUUUUUUGCAAUUUAUCAUGGGUUGGCCAAUUGUUAAGGGAUAGAUGGCGUUGCUAUAUAGGGAAUUGAGAGCUCAAGGCUAGAGAAUAAACUACGUCGUUAUGCGCGUCCGCGGGUAGUUAAUAUUUUACUGUGGUCUUGGGACAAAAGUGUCGGAAACCUUCCCGGUGCGGCGUUCCGGCGAUGCCGUGCGCGGAUCCGGAGAACACCGCCCAUGGAUAAGCACACGGCCGUUUAGGGAUGCGGGGCCCACUGCACGCCCCUUUUCUUAAUUGUAGGAUUGUGGGAGGAUCGAUAUGCUUGAAAAAUGGCCUUGCGGGAAGAAGAGAAUGU